This is a messenger RNA of Nicotiana attenuata, 751 nucleotides long. Its product is annotated as protein FLOWERING LOCUS T-like. The coding region runs from base 146 to 751 and encodes 201 amino acids. The transcript has 4 exons. Lineage: Eukaryota; Viridiplantae; Streptophyta; Magnoliopsida; Solanales; Solanaceae. The record is from RefSeq and is a predicted model, not a curated record.
AUCGAAUAUAAGGGUAUAAAAAAAGAGAGAAGUAAAAGAAAAAAGGCUUAGAUUCUUGGAAUGGCACAAAAAGACAUGAAGUAGAUAUUUAGAAAUACUCAAACAUACAUACUAUAAAAAUCAUAGCGAGCUGCAACCUUUGCUCAUGUUCAUCGAGUUCAUGCAAGAAAUUGUAUCAAAAGGAAGAAAUAAAUCUCAUUUAAGCAAAAGUGUUAGGAUCAAAAUGUCAAGAGGAAGAGACACAUUGGUACUUGGUAGAGUGAUUGGAGAUGUUUUGGAUCCAUUUACAAGAUCAAUUAACCUAAGAGUGGUUUAUAUUAAUAGACAGGUUAUUAAUGGUUGUGACUUUAGGCCUUCUCAAGUCAUUCAACAGCCUAGAAUUGAGAUUGGAGGGGCAGAUGAUUGCACCUUUUACACUUUGGUAAUGGUGGAUCCUGAUGCUCCAACCCCAACCAACCCAAACAUGAGAGAGUAUUUGCACUGGUUGGUCACUGAUAUCCCAGCAACUACAGGAGUAAAUCUAGGCAAUGAAGUGGUAUCCUAUGAGAGCCCAAGGCCUACAAUAGGAAUACAUCGGUUUGUUUUCGUGCUAUUUCUGCAAUUACGUCAAGAGAAUAAUGUCUAUGCUCCUCAAAGUCGUCAGAAUUUCAACACAAGAGAUUUUGCAGAGCUUUAUAAUCUUGGCUUACCUGUUGCUGCUGUUUACUUUAAUGGCCAAAGGGAAAAUGGUACUGGUGGCCGUCGACUAUAA